This is a messenger RNA of Saitoella complicata NRRL Y-17804, 1002 nucleotides long. Its product is annotated as alpha/beta-hydrolase. Bases 1 to 1002 code for a protein of 333 amino acids. NCBI's taxonomy places the organism in Eukaryota, Fungi, Ascomycota, Saitoellomycetes, Saitoellales, Saitoellaceae. The transcript is spliced from 2 exons. The record is from RefSeq and is a predicted model, not a curated record. Gene Ontology annotation, molecular function: hydrolase activity.
AUGUCAGUCUCAAAGGCCUUCGACGGCUUCUCCGGCUCCCAAAUCGCCACCUCCUCCAUGGCCUCCAUCAACACCCUCUACCGUCCCGGCGACGGUGAUCCGGAGAAACCGGCUCUCGUCCUCUUGCACGGGUAUCCACAGAACCACUACAUGUUCCGACACUUGAUCCCGUUGCUGCCGAAGGAUUAUGCUAUCAUUCUUCCCGAUCUUCCAGGUUACGGCGACUCUUCUGCGAAUAAAUCAACCAAGGACACGAACGCUUACUCGAAGCGCUCGAUGGGUAAGGAAAUCCUGGACGUAAUGUCCCGUUGCCUCCAAUCUUCCACCUCAACCCCGCGGAAGAUCAUCCUCAUCGGUCACGACCGCGGAGCGAGGGUCGCUCACCGCAUGGCAAUCGACAUGAAACAAAGCGAGAAGUUUAAGGUGAUCGGAGUCGUAGUCGCCGAUAUCGUCCCAACACUCGAGAAUUGGAAAAGAUGCUGCUCAAGCCAAGGCGGAGACAACAAAAUCGCACUCAAGAUGUACCACUGGAUGUUCCUCGCCCAGCCCUACCCUCGCCCCGAAAAGAUGAUCCAAGGCGCAGGCGUAGAGUGGUUCAUCCCCGACAAAAUCGCCUCAUGGGCUGGUCAAGACAAAUAUCUCGAAAAGUUGAAGGAAGGGGGUGCGAUGGAUGUGUAUGUCAAGAGUUUCAGGAGGGGUGAUGUCGUUAAUGGGAGCUGUAAUGAUUAUCGUGCGGGUGCGACGGUUGAUGUGGAGGAGCAGAGGGAGGAUCAGGAGAGGGGGGAUAAACUUGAGGUUCCGACGUUUGCGUUACAUUCUAUCGGUAACCUUGGGCCCUCUGAUCUCAUUCGGGUGUGCUGGAAAGACUGGGUCAAGGAUGAGGGUUUACUUCGGAUCAAGGGGUUGGAAGGACCAGGACAUUUCGUGUUCGAAGAAGACCCCGAGCGAUCCGCCAAGGAGAUCUUGAACUGGAUGAGAACUGCGCUCAAUCUGUCCGUCUGA